Molecule: messenger RNA, 10915 nt
Organism: Carcharodon carcharias (great white shark)
Lineage: Eukaryota; Metazoa; Chordata; Chondrichthyes; Lamniformes; Lamnidae
Gene: piezo1
Product: piezo-type mechanosensitive ion channel component 1
Exons: 53
Coding region: 900-8480 (2526 amino acids)
Biological process (GO): regulation of membrane potential; detection of mechanical stimulus; cellular response to mechanical stimulus
Cellular component (GO): endoplasmic reticulum; plasma membrane
Molecular function (GO): monoatomic cation channel activity; mechanosensitive monoatomic ion channel activity
Source: RefSeq, a predicted model, not a curated record
UCUGUCAAGGCAGCAAUUAAUGAGGCAGCUGCAAAGUCCAAAUUUGACGUAAAUGCCGUUACCCACAUUCUUAGUGUCAGUGUCUUGAAGCGAAUAAGUUGCAAAUUCCGGAAACAUGUUGAAUCGUCAAUACAGACUGAAUACAACCUGAGGCAUUGGGGGGAGGUGUAAAAAACAUAUUGAGCAAUAAAUUUGAGUUGGUUGUAGGGACUUUUGAGUUGGUUUUAUUUGGAAUUUAGGCUCGUUCUGGAAAAAGAAACCAGGAAGACAGUUUGAAGCAACGCGCUGCCCGUAUUGUGUGGUUUUGUGUGUGCAGGGUGGACUCCGCCGCCGAGUGACAACAGGGGCCGCUGGCAUCGGAUCACCUCAGUGGGGGGAAAGCACCGUGUGUCUGCGCCUGGUCACAACCAGUGCUGGGAGAGAAAUAUCAGACUCCUGAAUUCAAACAAAAAAACAAGUUGUCUUAUUGUGAAUUCCUCCUCCCUCCCCUCCUCCAUAAUGGAAGAAGAACAGAAAAAGUGGGAGUGUCUACUGACUCCUAACUGUUCUGAAUGAGACACUUGGGUGGUGGAACUUGAGCACUGUCAGGAGUCGGUGUCAGUAACCGGCACGCUGGGUCUCUCUCGGUCCAGCAGGCAGCAGACAUGUGUCGGUGUUGCUGAAAAGAAUGAGCCACUGUAGAAAGUUGCCUUAUGAGAGGAUGGCUUUCGCUGCGACUUCCUGACUUCCCCAACAUUGAGCUGACUGAGUUUGCUUGCGGAAGGUUGGCGCUCCCCGGGCCGGGCUCUUGGAGACUUAUCGCCGGCUGGGGCAGGAGUUGAGUUCACCUCGUGGGAUGGAAGUGCAGGUGUUGUCCGGUUUCUUCUACUGGCUUCUGUUACCCCUCUCCCUCCUGGCUGAUGUCACCUGAACUAUCCAAGAAGAGUUAUGUGAAGUACUACUUUGGGUCAGGGAAGAAAGAUCAGUGGCUGAACAACUUGGCUUGCCUCUUUCGCUACAAUGCCUUGUCUCUGAUCUACCUAUUGUAUUUGUUGCUGCUUCCACUGUUCUUUGGACCCAAUGAACACACUGUGCGAGGCCACACGGGUCGUUUAAUCAAAGCGCUGCUGGGAACCAGUAUUCUCUUCCUCUGUGCACAUGGAGGUUUUCAGGUUGCUUUAUAUGUUUUGGCAGAUGAAGAUUUGUUGGGGAAUAACUGCAGCACAUGGGAAACAUUGUCCAGGCACAUUGGAGUUACCAGACUUGAUCUGAAUGAUAUUCCAAAUUGCAUUCGACUUGUUGCUCCAGAUCUGGGAAUAUUUCUCAUUAGUUGCAUUACAUUAGCCUUUUGUAAUCGUUUGACGAAGAAAACAAAGACAACAACAAACAAAGAGGCAGAGAGUGCUGAACCCAAUGAGGAGGAUGAUGAUGAGGAAGGUGUGGAGUUGGAAGAUGCAACACAGGAUGAAGAAGAUACAGCUGAACAGGAAAGGCAGAGACAAGCCCGUACAGCUGCACUGGCUCAGCUACGGGCAACAGCUCAGAGACUUCUUGAAGCUACAGGGAAAGCUGUGGCAAUUCUGUUUUUGGCUUUAGCUGGAAUUACAGUUCCAUCUGCUUUCUCUGGAGUUUAUUAUCUGCUUUUCAUUGGAAUUAACACAUGGUGGGCCUGUCACUUUCCAAUGAGCCCUGUUGGAUUUAAUACAAUCUGUGUUAUGGUGGCAUUUUUCACUGCAGGCCAUGUUAUCUGCCUAUAUAUCUACCAGACAGCGUUUAUCCAGGAGAUAUUUCCCCCCAGUGGGCUUUGGUCCAGAUUAUUUGGCCUAAAGGAUAUUAUUCGUUCAAACUGCAGCAAUCCUCAUGAACUUGUCCUCAAUGUGAAUCAUGCAUGGCCUGCCUAUGCAAACCCUGCAGUCCUCCUACUCCUUUAUUAUAUUAUAGCAUCACUCCUGAAGCUGAAGAAAAAGGCACCUGGACAGACAAAGGAUGGAGCACUGAAAAAUGGGGAAGAAGUUGAACUAAUAAACCUGGAACCUUGGUCAACGAAGCAGGAUGAAUCGGAAGAUGAGGCUAAACCAAUGCUGCAACCUGCCAAUGGUGAAAAUGAGGAAGGAGAAAGUUACACAUUGCAUAUAAUUAAUGGAUCAGACCAACCAGAUGCAAUUGAAUCUCUAAAUCACAGCACCACCUCUAAACCCAGAAAGUCACAAUCACCACUUCAUGACCUGGGACAUUUGAUCAUGCAACAAAGCUAUAUCUGCGCACUCAUUGUCAUGAUGGUUUGGAGUAUUACAUUCCACAGCUGGUUAACCUUUGUGCUUCUGAUUUGGGCCUGCCUUAUCUGGAUCGUGCGAAGUCGGAGGCACUUGGCCAUGUUGUGCUCUCCAUUCAUUCUGCUGUAUGGGAUCAUGCUGUGCAGCUUGCAGUAUGUCUGGGGAAUGGACCUGACAGAAGAGCUACCAACCAAAAUUGGCUUUAUGGACCUGACACAGCUUGGUUUAGUCCGCAUGGAGUAUCACUGUCUACGCCUGGGUGUAGUGUUGUUGUACACACUCACAUUUUGGCUCUUACUGCGCCAAUUUGUAAAAGAAAAAUGCAUGAAACAGAAAGAUGUCCCACUGAAAGAAGUGACUGUGGCUGAGGCAGGCCAAGAGAAGAAUGAAGUAUUGAAAGCACUUGGAGGGCUAGUAAUGAGCUUCUAUGCCAAAUAUUGGAUUUACGUUUGUGGAGGGAUGUUCUUCAUUGUCAGUUUUACUGGAAGAAUUGUUGUGUAUAAAAUUGUUUAUAUGUUCCUGUUCCUUCUUUGCCUCUCAUUCUACCAGGUCUGUUACUUUCUAUGGCGUAAGCUGCUGAAAGUAUUCUGGUGGCUGGUUGUUGCGUACACUAUGCUGGUCCUCAUUUCAGUUUACACUUUUCAAUUUGCUGAAUUCCCACAGUACUGGAAAAAUUUCACAGGAUUAACAGAUGAACAGUUGGCUGACAUGGGAUUGGAGCAGUUCAGUGUCAGUGAGCUCUUCUCCAGCAUUCUGAUCCCUGCCUUUUAUCUGCUCGCCUGUAUUCUACAACUACACUACUUCCACCGUCGCUUCAUGCUGAUUACUGAUCUGGAGCAUGUUCCGACAAAGGGAAAAGGGCCAUUGCACCGACUGAAAGAAAGUUCAGCAGAGCGCUCUAAGGGAAGACCUGUCACUGCAUCCCUUCAGAAUGGGGCAGCUGAAGACCCAGAAUGUGAGGAAAAUGAUCAACCUGCAUUGGAGGACAGCAGAUCUGAAGGAGAGCUUGCUUGCAGUAAGUGGGGUUUAGUGGUCGAUCGCCUCCUUGUACUUUUCUUGAAAUUCUCCAAGAUCCUCAACUGCAUCCAAGUGAUUAUUUGGAGGCUUCUUGAAUUGCACGUGCUGAAACUAGUAGCUCUGUUCAGUGUGUGGGUGGCAGUGAAAGAGCCAUCCAUCAUGAAUUUUCUCUUUAUUGUCCUAUGGGCAUUUGCUCUGCCAUACACUAAGUUCCGUCCAAUGGCUUCCUGCAUUUCUACUUUGUGGGUAUGCAUCAUCAUUGUCUGUAAAAUGCUGUAUCAACUGAAGAUUGUAAAUCCAGAAGAGUACUCCAGCAACUGCACAACGCACUUUCCAAAUGAGACUAAUCUCAAACCAGAUGAGAUCCUACAUUCUACACUAUACAGAGAACCAGUGGACCCAGCCAACUGGUUUGGAUUCAGAAAAGAAUUUUUCAUUCUUGCUUAUAUCCAAAAUCACCUUCUCCUGCUAAUGUUACUGGUAUUUGAGGUAACUGUGUACCGACAUCAAGAGCAUUUCCGCAAGUGCAGCCAACUGUCUCCAUCCAGCACUGGUACCAUCUUUCAGGAAAUCACUUGGCAGAACCUGGAUGAAAGCAUCAUCAGUUGUGCAAAAUAUUUCGCCAACUACUUCUUUUAUAAGUUUGGAUUAGAGAUUUGCCUCCUAAUGACAGUCAAUGUGAUUGGGCAGCGGAUGAACUUUCUUGUGAUAAUCCACAGCUGCUGGUUGGUUGUUAUCGUGACAAGACGAAAAAGACAGGCAAUUGCUAAACUUUGGCCUAAGUACUGUCUCUUCCAGUCUCUCUUCCUGCUGUACCAAUACCUGCUGUGUGUGGGCAUUCCACCAGCUCUGUGUCUAGAUUACCCAUGGAGAUGGGCAUCACCCAUCACCAUUGACUCCAACCUAAUUAAAUGGUUUUAUCUGCCUGACUUUGUGGCCCCACCCAGUUCCACACACCUUAUCUAUGACUUUCUAUUACUGAUGUGUGUAUCCCAUCAGUGGCAGGUAUUUAUUGAAGAAAGAAAGGAGGAGGUUAGUACCAUAAGUGGAGAAAAUACAGAUGAUCCUGAUCCCAUGGCUGGCAAGGAUUUGAAUCCCAUGCCAAACUAUAUAUACUGUCGAUGUUACCUGGACAUGAUAAAAGUUGCAGCCUUUCAGUACCUCUUCUGGCUUGUGUCGGCAGUUAUUUUUGCCACUGGCUCUGCUCGAAUAAGUGUGUUUGGUCUUGGCUACCUGCUUGCCUCGUUCUACCUACUUCUGUUUGGCAGAAGACUCUUACUGAAGCCAGCAACAAGUCGGCUGAACUUUUGGGAUUGCCUAAUUAUGUACAAUGUCACAGUCAUCGUUGCAAAGAACAUGCUCUCACUCCUGGCUUGUGUUUUCUUGAAGCAGCUCCAAAGUAAUUUCUGCUGGAUGAUCCAACUAUUCAGCUUGCACUGUACUAUCAAAGGGUACUAUGGCGAAAACGAAUUAAAGGAUCCAGAAUGUAUCUUGCCUGUUGGUGAAGCUGGCAUAAUCUGGGAUAGCAUCUGCUUCUUUUUCCUUUUACUUCAGCGCAGAGUCUUCCUCAGUUAUUAUUUCAUACAUAUAACAGCUGAUAUGAGAGCCUCCAAACUACAAGCAUCCAGGGGCUACCAGCUGUUCAAUGCGAGCACAAUCAAAAACAUGAAUUUCCACCGUGAAGCAGAAAAGAAGUCCAUAGCACAGUUAAAAAGACAGAUGGAGAGAAUCCGGGCAAAACAGGAGAAGUUUAGAAGUGGAAGGAACCCCAAAGACCACAGUGAAAAGGAGGCAGAGGACAAAGAGCAAGGUGCAGCGAAAGAGAAGUCGCAAGAGAAAAAGAAAUGGUGGAAUCCCUGGGUAAACCAUGCCAAAGUGGUCCAGUCAGGAGAUUAUUACUUGUUUGAGUCAGACAGUGAAGAAGAUGAAGAAUGUGUGCAGGAGGAAGAGCAACCUCUUAAACAAAGUGCAUUCCAGUUGGCGUACCAAGCCUGGGUAACAAAUGCAAAAUUGGCCGUAAAGAAAAGGCGCGAGCAUAAAAGGCAACUUCAGGAGUUUCAGCAAGCUACUGAGAUAAGAACGCGAUUGCAGAAAACAGGAGUAACAGAAGAACCAGAAGCAUCACAGCAGGAAACUUCCUUUAUGGAUGAUGCCAAAGAAGAAGGAGAAGAAGAAGAAAUUCCCUCUAAGAGCAAUGUUGUUCAGCGCAUAAUGGAUAUCCUGAGAUUUCUCUGGGUUCUAUUUUUAGCCAUGGUGGAUGGGCUGACACAGUGGUUGAACACUCUUGCUCGGCAGUACCUUGAUACAUCUACUGUCCUGUGGGUAGAACGCUACCUUUUGACUCAGAAACUUGCACGUGGUGAGGAAGUACAAGGACCUCUGGAUGGCCUUUACGAGACACUCGAGAACAGUGAUCAAGCACUGUUGCAGAACAAUAAACCUGAAGAAUCCACUGAUGGGGAUGGUUCACUUCUCAUCAAUACAUCAAGUAGUUCUGAAGAACAAGAAGAACCCCUGACGAUCCAUGAGGAUGAAGAUCUCCCAGAACCGGUUCCUGUUUGUAGUACAAAAUCAAGCAUCGAGGAAGAGAGUUUGGUUGUGGAUUCACUGGAACCAGCCUCAGAGGAGGUAGCUGUUCAGCCCAUUGCCCGCUCCAGAACAGCCAGUGAGCUGCUUGCAAGCAGCCAUUUUUCCAUUGAAGAAUUGGAAGAAUCAAAGAGGUUUUACCAAUCCCAGAACCGAUUUUUGAAACUGGUGUUUGCUGUGUAUCAUGUCAUUGCUGCUUAUUCAGAGUUGACUUGCUAUUUCAUCAUUAUCUUGAACAAUAUGAUCUCUGCCUCUGUAAUCACACUCUUCCUUCCCAUUCUUAUGUUCCUCUGGGCUAUGCUUUCAAUUCCUAGACCCAGCAAACGAUUUUGGAUGACAGCCAUCAUCUACACAGAGGUGAUGGUGGUCAUUAAAUACUUAUUCCAAUUUGGAUUCUUCCCUUGGAACAGCUACCAAAUCACUUCACUUAAUGAAGACAAGCCAUUCUUCCCACCACGAAUUCUCGGAUUGGAGAAGACAGAUGGUUAUGUUAAAUAUGACCUGAUUCAGCUACUAGCGCUUCUGUUCCAUCAGUCACUGCUAAAGCGGUACGGACUAUGGGGUGAUCAGGAAAAUCAAAAGAAGAAGGAUGUUAUGAAAGAAAAGGAGGCCACACCAAAAUCACAGGAUGAAAGCCUGGAUGCAGCUGCAGAUGAGCACAUUUAUGACUUAGAACCAGCGCAGGACAUAAAAAAGACCAGAUUCCAUUUCAGGAGGAGAAAGCAGGCUAAAGCAAAGGAAAAUUCUUCUCCAAAGCCCAGAAAGAAACGCAACAAGAAGGAAAAGGCAAGCAAGAAACUGAAAGAAUUUGGGAUGAAAGUAAAGAGUUUCCUCUUUAAGAAGGCUCAAAGCAUCUACAGGCCUCUACAUAAGUAUUUCCAUGACAUUGUCAAUACAAAAUAUCGUGCAGCGACUGAUGUCUACGCUCUCAUGUUUCUAGCGGAUGUAAUAGACUUUGUGAUUAUCAUCUUUGGAUUCUGGGCAUUUGGAAAACAUUCAGCAGCUGCUGAUAUUGCAUCGACUCUGUCUGAUGAUCAGGUUCCUGAGGCUUUCCUGGUGAUGGUGCUGAUUCAGUUCUCCACAAUGGUGAUAGACCGUGCACUGUACCUGCGCAAAACUGUACUGGGGAAGCUCAUUUUCCAGAUAAUCCUUGUCUUUGGAAUACAUUUCUGGAUGUUCUUCAUAUUACCUGCAGUCACAGAACGAAUGUUUAAUCAGAACACAGUGGCACAGCUUUGGUAUUUUGUGAAAUGCAUCUACUUUGCUUUAUCUGCGUACCAGAUCCGCUGUGGCUACCCAACUCGCAUCCUUGGUAAUUUCCUCACAAAGAAAUACAAUCAUCUGAAUCUUUUUCUCUUCCAAGGCUUUCGUCUUGUACCGUUUUUGGUGGAGCUUCGUGCUGUGAUGGACUGGGUUUGCACAGACACCACACUCUCCCUCUCAAGCUGGAUGUGUGUUGAAGACAUCUACGCCAACAUAUUUAUCAUCAAGUGCAGCCGUGAGACAGAAAAGAGAUAUCCACAACCUAAGGGUCAGAAGAAAAAGAAAAUUGUGAAGUAUGGAAUGGGAGGCCUCAUCAUUCUUUUCCUCAUCUGCAUCAUCUGGUUUCCCCUUCUAUUCAUGUCAUUGGUCAGAUCAGUAGUCGGCGUGGUGAAUCAUCCAAUAGAUGUGACAGUAACAGUCAAACUUGGUGGCUAUCAGCCCCUGUUUACAAUGAGUGCACAGCAACAUUCUUUAAAACCAUUCAACCAAAAGGAUUACGAUGACCUUUGUUCAACAUUUGAACGCAAUCCAGCUGCUAUGCAGUUUAUCUCGCUCUAUGGUUAUGAAGAUGUCAUGACUGCACAUAUAGAGGGAAGCUCAGGAUCACUAUGGAGUGUCAGUCCACCUAGUCGUCAGGCAAUGAUUACUGAAUUAAACAGCCAUAAUUCCGUGAUGACACUUCGCCUUAUGUGGACCUUUCAAAGGGAUCUGAGUCUAGGUGGAGUACAUGAACACGCAUCAGAGAAGCACACCAUCGAUUUGGAACCAAAUAACACUGUGCGGAAACAAUUAGCAGAUCUUCUCCUGGGAACUCGGAAGGAGCCAGUAUUGAUUUCACACAUGUUGCCAAAGUACAUUAGAGCUCCGAACGGGCCGGAUGCUAAACCUGUCGAACAGAUGUAUCCGGAACAUGAAGAUAACUACCUGAAUGUGACAAUGGAACUACAAAGGCAUGUUGAUAUGAAUGCAAAUGAUUCUGACAGUAUCUUGGAAUGGUGGGUGAUACAGACCAAGACUGAAGAAUGCAAACAAAAUGAAUGUAAUGAACUGCAGAUGAUUAUCUUCAAUGACAAGGUCAGCCCACCAAGCCUGGGCUUCCUCGCUGGACAUGGAAUAAUGGGUCUUUACGUCUCAAUUGUGCUGGUUGUUGGGAAGUUUGUGCGAGGCUUCUUCAGUGAAAUCUCAUAUUCCAUCAUGUUUGAGGAGCUGCCUUGUGUGGAUCGUAUCUUGAAACUAUGCCAUGAUAUCUUCCUCGUGAGAGAAAAUGGAGAGUUGGAGGUGGAGGAAGAGCUAUAUGCCAAACUGAUAUUCUUAUACCGGUCACCUGAAACAAUGAUCAAAUGGACUAGGGAGAAGGACUAACAGUUGUUGUUUCUUCUUUACUCUUUAUCUCUUUAUUUCAUUCUUCCCGUCUAUCUGUCCUUUUUUUUGUCUUUCUCUUUCUUUCUCACUGUUUCUCAACUUUUCUCUUGGCUGAGCCAAGAUGAAUGUGCAAAUUCUGAUUGAUGGAAGAAUUACCUCAGCUUGUCAACAACCUAUUUACCUGCUUUACUGCCUCUUGUUCAUAUGGGAGUUACUUACCCUCAUUGGUCUUAAUAAAAUGAAGCUAAUGUCAUAGAACACAAACGCUACUUGACAAAUUGGACUUAAAAACCUGAAGUGAAUUUAUGGCAAUGUCGUGUUGCUGAAGACUGCAUGUCAAAUAGGGGAGGAACUGGCCUGUCUUUUGUUUCCACUAUCUGCUUCUACCAAGAAAAACAAGGUUAAUGUUUUUUCUCUGAAAACUCUUUUAAUUUGAAUAGGAGCUACAGACUAUUUACCCACCAUAACGGAGAAAGCUAAACCUAUUGUCUACAUUUAUCAGAUUUGGGGAAACUCGUGGAAGAUUGACAAUACUUUUCUGCUUCCUGUUCAACGAAAUGACAAGCUGUUCAUAGUUCUGCAAUUAAAGUACAAAGAAAUUGAGACCUAAAAACACUAAUAACACAUUUUUAUAUUUUUUAAAAGAUGUUGACUAUUUUAAAACUAUUUUGGGAAAAGAAUGUUUGCCAGGAGACAAUUUAUUUGGAAACAUGCGACACUGCUAGGUUAGGUACAGAAUCCUGUGGGAACUCUCAUGAGAAGUUAAAGAAUUGCAGAAAGGUUGUCACACUGAGAGCAAGAAGCUGAAUUGAUUCAAUAAUGUUGCAUUAUGUUGAUUCAAUAUGGACACUGCAACAUCAGAGGAGUAUCAAAUUACUAUUUUCUUUUAUAUUCUGUUUAGUUUACACUUAGGAAAUGAUAUUGGGCUGCAAAUUCACAAAAGUUCUGAAACCAAGUGCCUCUGAUUCUCACUGUAACCUGACUGUAGGAAAUGGAAAAUUACUAUUUUGUAAUGACUAACUUCCACAGCACUUGACAAUGGGCUUUUGUGCAACAGGCCAUCAGCUACUUUCUGCUAAAGGUCACAUUAUAGUUGAUUGUAAUUACAGAACAUCCAGGUGCAUUAAUCUGAUUUUUUUGAUGUAUAAAAUAUAUUGGUAAGGGUGAAUGGGAAUGAUAAAGAUUGACGUGUUUUUUUCCAAAUUAAGAAUGUCCUUCGACUGGCAAUAGUUGUAUAUGUUUUCCUCAUUGUGAUAAUAAAAUCUGAUUCCUAGGCUGGGGAAAGAUUUAAUAGCACGCAGUCUGGUACUUGAGUUGAAGAUUGUUAGGAAACGUUAUAAAUUUCUUGUACUUUACUGCUUUAGUGCAAAGCAUUUUGUUUGUGACUGGAUGGAGUAACAACUUUAAAACAAGGCACUUCUAGUCCGGUUUGAGAAGCUCUGCCCUUUUUUAGUAUUUCUCAUUGAUUUCAAACUAUACAGAAAUGGGAUAUGUUGUACUAAAAUAGCACUCUUAGCAUUAUCAAAAAUUCUGUAAAGUAGUAUUGCUCAAGCAAAAUUUUAAGUAAUUGGGAAAGCAAAAAUUAAACACUUUUUUAUAAAGAGUUUAGUCAAAUCUUGACCUUUUGUUAAUUAUUUUGUGAGCAGAGAUUUGCAAGUCAAUAAUUGAAUUUUAACUCUUUUCUACACACGGCUUCCCUUUCUUUGCCUCCAAGAAAUGGAUUGAAAUUGAAAAUAUUCUUGAGACCUUGGUUUGUAAACCUAAAUGUGUCAAAGAGAAUAUGGUCAAGUUGAAAAUGCAGUAGGUUCAAGAGUCUGCCUACAAUGUUUGCAGUAGUAUAAUUUACCCCUACUUAUACCGCACAUGGCCUAAUUCCUAGUAGUUUAUUACUCCCCUUGAUGACCUGGUUAGCAAUGAUUCUGAAUAAAACCCAGAAUUACUUUUUAAUACCUGUGUUUAUAUAAUUCCCCUAUUCUAAACCACUAUGCUGCUUGGAUAUAGUCAAAUAUAUCUGAUUCCAUUCUGCACCUACUGCAUUCAGUACAAAUGUGCCAUUAUACCAAGAGUGAUCGAGACAUUAUCUUCUUUUAGUACAGGCUUUUAACUAUGAUUGCAUAAAGAUCAUGAAAGAGUUUUGCACUACCUGUGAAUCAUUACUGAGUGGGAAUGAUGGGGAUGGCACAGAUGACAGAUGAUGUGUUAAAUCUACAGAUUCAGUCGGAGUUAAAACAGGUCCUGCAGAAGACUUGACAACUUUUUUUGGUAAAUAUGUGAAAAAUAUGACAUUGUUUCACAUCUGUCCCAUGCAAGGGCAGAAUGUGUGUGUGAAACUUGAACCCAAAGAUCCAUUCAAUGCUUUCUUUUCUAAAUCAAUAAAUUUGUAUCUGGUCUAGAACCUGAAUCAUAGUACAUCAAUAAAUGUGUUUGUCAAUGUU